Lathyrus oleraceus (garden pea) is the source of this 480-nucleotide messenger RNA. RefSeq names its product proline--tRNA ligase, cytoplasmic. Gene Ontology annotation, molecular function: proline-tRNA ligase activity; ATP binding. Gene Ontology annotation, cellular component: cytoplasm; aminoacyl-tRNA synthetase multienzyme complex. Gene Ontology annotation, biological process: prolyl-tRNA aminoacylation. The coding region runs from base 103 to 480 and encodes 125 amino acids. The transcript has 4 exons. The record is from RefSeq and is a predicted model, not a curated record. NCBI's taxonomy places the organism in Eukaryota, Viridiplantae, Streptophyta, Magnoliopsida, Fabales, Fabaceae.
AGAUAAACACAGUCUCCCCGUCACGCCACAAUCGCUCUUGCACGCUCCCUUCUCCCUCGCCUCCUCCUUCUUUCCAACCGUAUCAGGUACUCGUCGUUCACAAUGGCGGGGACCGACGACAAAAAACAACAACAAUCCGCCGAGAAAAAGAAAGCCGCCGGCGAAAAAAAGCAAUCCGCCGCAAAACACCAACUCGCCGCAAAACAACAGCCUGGUGGAAAGAAGAAGGAAGUGAAGAAAGAGACUGGAUUAGGUCUUACCAAUCGGAAGGCUGAGAAUUUCGGAGAGUGGUAUUCUGAGGUUGUUGUUAAUGGAGAAAUGAUUGAGUACUAUGAUAUUUCUGGUUGCUAUAUUCUUAGACCUUGGUCAAUGGCAAUCUGGGAGAUUUUGCAAGCAUUUUUUGAUCCAGAAAUAAAGAAAAUGAAGAUCAAGAACUGCUACUUCCCUGUGUUUGUUUCUUCUACUGUUCUUGAAAAGUAG